GCCAAGAUACCAAAGUUUCAAUUUCAGCCAUCAGGGUCUCUGGCGUGUCUCUGUCUCUGUCUCUGUCUCUCUAUCUUUUUCCAUUCAAAUUGGAGGCUAGAGCAUUUAAUAAGCCUAUUGUAAAUUUGAAUGCUCAUUCACAACACACGAGAACCUUGCUUCACCUUCCAUUUCUGGGUGCAGAUCGGAUCUAGUUACCUAGCUAGUUCUAAAACCAAAACUUCAACUGCAAAUCUGCAACUCAGUGUCCUGCUCUGUUUUUUUUUUUCCAGGAUUUUUCCUGGAACUGGAUCAUCAACACCCUUCAGAGUAAACAACAUUGUUUAACAUAUUCCUCAUAGGGAGGGAGUGAAGACAAAGAUGCCACAAGAAACCGACUCCCAUUCAAUUUCAAUGUCUCCUUGCAAGAACUUACGAGGAUUAAAGGCUUUGGUUCCUAACAAUGAGGCUUCAUACACUGAGGAGAUUAUCAACGACCAUGAAUUAGCUCAAAGAAAAGCCGGAGAAGCAGCUUCAAGGAGGUACAAAGCAGCAGAAUGGCUGCGUCAGAUGGACCACGGCGCAUCAGCAACACUGCCCAAAGAAGCCACCGAGGAAGAGUUCUGCCUUGCACUCCGCAAUGGCCUCAUUCUCUGCAAUGUCCUCAACAAAGUCAAUCCCGGCGCUGUUCUCAAGGUGGUGGAAAAUCCAGUAAUUGCCGUUCAGUCCACGGAGGGAGCAGCACAGUCUGCAAUUCAGUAUUUUGAGAACAUGAGGAAUUUCUUGGAGGCUGUUAAAGAAAUGCAGCUCUUGACAUUUGAAGCAUCCGAUUUGGAAAAGGGGGGCUCAUCAAGUAAAGUUGUGGACUGCAUUCUGUGUCUGAAAGGGUAUUACGAGUGGAAGCUAGCUGGUGGAGUUGGGGUUUGGAGGUAUGGAGGCACUGUGAGGAUCACAUCCCUUCCAAAGGGAUCUCCAUCCUCCAUACUUAGCAGUGAAAGUGCUGAUGAGUCGGUGGAUGAAUCCGAUUCAUCAACAUAUGAGCAGCUGUUAGAAUUUCUCCAUCUUUCUAGUGAAGUCUCAAUUGAAGAAUCCAGAACUGCUAAUGCUCUGACUUUCCUCUUCGAUCAUUUUGGACUUGGACUUCUACAGGCUUACCUCAAAGAGACUGAUGGGAUUGAAGACUUCCCUUUGAAUGCAAUGGUUAUUGAUACUUUGCUCAGUAAAGUAGUCAAGGAUUUCUCGGCGCUACUUGUUUCCCAAGGCACUCAGCUUGGAUUGUUUUUGAAGAAAAUAUUGAAAAGCGAUGCUGGCUCCUUCUCAAAGCAUGAAUUUAUAACAGCCAUUUCACUCUAUCUUAAUCAAAGAACUAAUUUGCUGUCAAGUGAUUUAUCAAGAUUCUGUGUUUGUGGUGGGAAACGCAAUGGUACUCGGCAUAAUGUCAAUCUUUCUGCAGACCAUGCAGAACUGAUUGAUUUUCAACAGAAACAGCUUGAGGAGCUAAAAUUAUCUUUUCAAGAGGCAAAAUCAGAGGUGAAACAGGUCCACUCAGCCUGGGAGAAAGAACUUAGUAGGCUUGAGAAUCAUUUUAAGGGCCUUGAAGUAGCCUCCUCUUCCUAUCACAAGAUUCUAGAAGAAAACCGCGUACUUUACAAUCAAGUCCAAGACCUCAAAGGAACCAUUAGGGUUUAUUGUAGAGUUAGGCCCUUCUUACCUGGGCAAUCAAAUGGGCAUUCUACUGUAGACCACAUAGGAGAAAAUGGAAAUAUCAUGAUUUACAAUCCCUUUAAGCAGGGCAAAGAUGCAAGACGAGUAUUUGCAUUCAACAAAGUAUAUGGAACAAAUGUCACACAAGAGCAAAUAUAUGCUGAUACUCAACCAUUGAUCAGGUCUGUUCUAGAUGGUUUUAAUGGUUGUAUCUUUGCAUACGGACAGACUGGCUCAGGGAAGACAUACACAAUGAGUGGCCCAGAUUUGACCUCUGAGGAGACAUGGGGUGUAAACUAUCGUGCACUUCGUGACUUGUUUCAAAUAUCAAAGGCGAGGGAGGAUAUCAUAAAAUAUGAAGUUGGAGUCCAGAUGAUUGAAAUAUACAAUGAACAAGUGAGGGAUCUAUUAGUCAGUGAUGGCUCUAACAGAAGAUUAGAUAUACGAAAUAACUCUCAAUUGAAUGGCCUUAAUGUACCCGAUGCAAGUUUGAUUCGGGUUACAUGCACUCAAGAUGUUCUUGACUUGAUGAGAAUUGGCCAAAGGAAUCGUGCUGUGGGUGCUACAGCUCUAAAUGAGAGGAGUAGCCGUUCACAUAGUGUUUUAACUGUUCAUGUCCAUGGAAAAGAGUUAGUUUCUAAUUCCAUUCUUAGGGGUUGCCUCCAUCUAGUGGAUUUGGCUGGAAGUGAAAGAGUGGAUAAAUCUGAAGCUGUUGGUGAGAGGCUGAAGGAGGCCCAACAUAUAAAUAGAUCACUUUCUGCACUUGGAGAUGUCAUCUCUGCUCUUGCACAAAAGAGUACACAUAUUCCUUAUAGGAAUAGCAAGCUUACUCAAGUAUUGCAAGAUUCUCUAGGUGGGCAGGCAAAGACAUUGAUGUUUGUACAUAUAAAUCCUGAACUUAAUGCUCUUGGGGAGACAAUUAGCACACUCAAGUUUGCUGAGAGGGUCGCCUCCAUAGAACUUGGGGCUGCCCGAUCUAAUAAAGAAACUGGAGAAAUCCGAGAUCUCAAAGAAGAGAUAUCGAACCUUCAACUGGCAUUGGAGAGGAAGGCAACUGAACUUGAGCAAUUGAAAGCUGGGAAUACUCGAAGCACAAUAGAGUCCCAAAAACCAAGACCGGUUUCACCUUUUCGAAUGCCAAGGAGUGGUAUCAGUAACAGCCUGAAGCCUGAAACUUGCCAACGACCCAUUGACGAUACAAGAAACUUAGAGGCUAGAAGUUGUUCUUCCGGAAAGCAGAGGAGGUCAAGAUUUCCCUCUGCAUUUGCAGACAAGGAGAUCACACAAAAGAUACCUUUUCUAGCUGAAGAAAGAUUAGUGAUCUCUGGAAAGCCAAGGUCACCGUCCCCUCCUGUUAGGAGAUCAAUGUCCACUGAUAGAGGGUCUGUCAUAAGGAGCAGGGUCAAAGCUGACACAACUGACAACCAACCUAUUGCAAAAGUACCAUUUCCUGCUAGAGUUUCUGUUAAUAAGUCUGUUGCCGCAAUGCCAAUGAUCCCUUCAACAGAUAGCAAUUCAAGGGUACAUAUAGGUUCACAAGAGCCGUUUCCUGCUAGAUUUUCUGUUAAUAAGUCUGUUGCUACAAUGCCAAUGAUCCCUUCAACAGAUAGCAAUUCAAGGGUACAUGUAGGUUCACAAGAGCCAGCUAAACAUGAUAAUAUUUCUGAUGCAUACUACAGCCUCCAGAAGAUAAGCACCAAGAAAGUUUACCCAGAACAUGAAGAGGAGCAGUUUAAGCAAGCUCUUAAUGUAAGGCAAGGUGGCAUUAGGAAAAGCAAGGCUGAGAGCAAGGUCAAGGCAAAGCAUAAUCAGCUGCCAGCUAAGACUCAGAAGUCUGAGAUGGCAACAACAUUGUUCUCUGACAUGCACAUUGCAGGUGAAAAGAUGGAGGAAGCGCCUCGAAAGAGUGAAUUCCCCGAGCCAGAAAAUGAGCAAGGCCUUGUUGGGUCACCAGUGCAUGGUGCUCUAAAGGUGAAAAAGCCUCAACAGAACUUCCCACGGAUCUCCCAAAAUCUUGAACCAAGAGGACUAGUGGAACCCUUACUGGCUGGGAAACUUGACAACAAGGUUCCAAAUGGUCUAGUUCGCUUUCCAAAGGAAGGCCCCAACGCAUCAAUGCCUGAGUUUAGAAGGAGUCGCUCCACACCUCGCGGGAAAUUUAUGAUUCUACCUUGAGGAUCUCACAACAUAAAGCAAUGAUUUUAUUGCCACUAAUUUUUUUUUCUUUCAAAUAUUGUACAGUGACUACUAUUAGUGUUGGCCUUCCAAAUUGCAUACUUCUUCUACGGGGACUCCGAUGAUGUUCUGGAGAGUGUUAUGGUGGAAUCCUUCUCUUUUCCCUGAUAAAUAUUUUGGACAUAUUUCUCUGUAAUUCAAAUUUAAAUUAUCUUUGUA
Molecule: messenger RNA, 4077 nt
Organism: Corylus avellana
Lineage: Eukaryota; Viridiplantae; Streptophyta; Magnoliopsida; Fagales; Betulaceae
Source: RefSeq, a predicted model, not a curated record